UCUCAAAUGCCGCAUCAGUUAACGUUUGUUGGCGUAGCAAAGAGGUGGUGCUCGCACCUCGCACAAAGCUCUCGAAAAUGUUCUUAACGAUCACCUUAAUCGUGACGGCAGUUGCAGCCAUUUAUCUGUAUCUAACAUGGAAUUACAAUUAUUGGAAGAAGCUCAAUGUUCCUGGCCCCAGCCCAUUACCCGGAUUGGGCAGCUUCCCUUCAUUUAUAACGCAGAGACGACCCGUCGCGGAUGAGAUGGAUGAAAUUUACAGAGAAUAUAAGCCGAAGUACAACUUUGUAGGCGUGUUCAGCAAUCGAUCGCCGAGAAUCAUGAUCACGUCAUCGGAGCUGGCAAAAGACAUUUUAUCGAAAAAUUUCAAGAACUUUCACGACAAUGAAUUUGGUGAGAUGACCAACAAAGAGAUCGAUCCGCUGUUCGGUCGCAAUCCAUUUAUGUUGACUGGUGACGAAUGGAAGGCGAAACGCGCCGAAAUAACACCCGCGUUUACUACGUCUCGAAUGAAGGCGCUCUUCCCGUUGGUGGAAGAUGUAUGCUCCAGAAUGACAAAAUACGUGACCCAAAACCGUGGUAGCGUUCUUGAUUCUAAAGAGCUGUCUGCUAAGUUCACUACUGAUGUUGUUUCCAGCUGUAUCUUUGCUUGUGAUGCGCAAUCAUUCACCAGUGGAAAACCGGAAAUCCGCGAGCAAGGACGAAAGCUCAUGGAGCAAUCAUUCUCCUCAUUUCUGAUCCUGUUGUUCAUCAUCAAUUUCCCAACCUUGGCAAAAAUUUUCAAGAUUGGUUUAGUUCCCAAAUCGUUGGAAAAAUUCUUCACCGAUCUGAUGAAAGAAGCGAUAAGCCAUCGUGAUGCGAGUGGAACAAAUAGAGUUGAUUAUCUCGAUUAUCUAAUCAGCUUGAGAAACAAGAAGGAAAUAUCUGAGCUUGAUAUGGCUGCUCACGGAGUGACAUUCUUUAUCGAUGGAUUCGAAACAUCGAGCGUGGCCAUUUCAUUCAUGUUGUACGAAAUCGCGAAAAAUCCUGAAGUUCAGAAGCGAUUGAGGAAAGAACUACAAAAAGUCACCACUGACCAGGGAACAGUUUCCUAUGACUCCCUACUUGAACUUUCUUAUCUAGAUCAAGUUGUGAACGAGAGUCUCCGUUUGUGGCCACCUGCAGCAUUUAUAUCGAAAAAGUGCACUGAGCCAAUGGAUCUGCCUCUUACAGCGAAUCAAAAUGUUACCAUUGGAAAAGAAAUCUGCGCCAUUAUCAAUAUCUGGUCUCUUCAUCGGGACCCGGAGUACUAUGAUGAUCCUCUCACUUUCAAUCCGGAUCGAUUCAGUCCAGAAACUGGUGGCACUGCCCCCUACAGGGAGAAAGGUUGUUUCAUUCCUUUCGGCGACGGACCUCGGCAGUGUUUGGGAAUGCGAUUUGCCCGUAUGCAGGUCAAACGUUGCUUGUACGAGUUGGUCUCAAACUUUAAAAUCACUGUCAAUGAAAAGACCAAACAACCUAUGAAACUGGAUCCAAAGCAAUUCCUGACCAUGCCGUUGGGAGGCAUAUGGUUGGAUUUUGAGCCAAUCUCGAAGUGAAAUGAUUGAUUAUUGAUGCAAUUGUUGAAAACUGCAGGCGUCUGAUAAUUUAGAUGCGCUACUCUUAAGUUAUAUUGAUAUAUAAAAAACUAACUCUAUUUUCGACAAAACAAACAUAGUACCAAAUGCUACAAUGUGGUUAUUUAAUUGCUUACGGGUAUAUUUUCCUAUGAAUAAAAGUAGUGAACUUUA
Aedes aegypti (yellow fever mosquito) is the source of this 1769-nucleotide messenger RNA. RefSeq names its product probable cytochrome P450 28a5. Lineage: Eukaryota; Metazoa; Arthropoda; Insecta; Diptera; Culicidae. The transcript has 3 exons. The record is from RefSeq and is a predicted model, not a curated record. The coding region runs from base 78 to 1577 and encodes 499 amino acids. Gene Ontology annotation, molecular function: monooxygenase activity; oxidoreductase activity, acting on paired donors, with incorporation or reduction of molecular oxygen; iron ion binding.